AUGGCGCCCACAAAACCAACAAAGGGCAAGAGCGCAAAAGGCGGAAAGCCAGGCGGCAAAUCGUCCAAACCUUCCGCGCGAGCAAAACCCGCCGGCAGCGCGCCCGAAGGCAUCUCCAAGCGCAAGCAGAAAUCCAUGUCCCUCGCAAAGCCCGGUGGCGCCCAGAAGACAAAGUCCCGUGCUCUCGACGGCAGGAAAAAGAAGCGCGUCUACACGGAGAAGGAGCUGGACAUCCCCAAGCUCAACGGCAUCGUGCCGGCAGGCAUCGCGAAGCCAAAAGGCCAGAAGAAGGGCAAGAAGUUUGUUGAUGACCCUGCGAGCAUGUUGGCAAUCAUGAGCGUCGUCAAUGCGGAGAAGGAGGGGCACAUCGAGAGCAAGAUCAUGCGGGCACGGCAGCUGGAGGAGAUACGAGAGGCGAAGAGGAAGGAGGCCGAGGCUAGGAGCGAGGAGAAGGAUGCCAAGUUUGAGGACAGGAAGCAGAGUCUGAAGAAGAAGAGGAAGGGACGGCACUCUGACCCUGCGCGCACCGAAGACAUGGAGAACGAGCCGCCAAAGGACAAGGGCAAGUUCAAGCCGAGAAAGAGGGUUUCGUUCGGAUGAGAUCGCCCAAAGUCUAUUCUAUACCGAGUUUACCACGUCUAAAAGUCUAUGAUACCCAGAUUUUACAUUACAUUACACAUCGUUCUUACUACCAUCUACGCAUCCGGCAGGAUGAGGCGUCUAUUGUUUGGAUCGAAGAUGGGGUACUUUUUGUCGAGUGGCGCGUCAACCUUUGCCUCCUGUCGCUCGACCUGGGAGGCUUUGUGAUCGAUCUCAUCGUGCAUGUUGGAGAGGAAAGAGGCAGCGGCUGUCGCAAACCAUCUCCCACCACCAAGCUGGAAGGAUCCGAGAUGUCCGCCCCAGUUGGUGGUACAGAGGACGGCGUAGGGGUUUUUCUUGAAUUCUUCAAAGGGUAUUCCUCUCAUCGAAGAGAUCUGGAUUUGCGUUAGCUAUGGGUUCGGUAGCUGAUAGACGGCUGUAGACGUACUGGGUCAUCUUCCGCAUUGAUGCCUAGAAAUGGAAUCCUGACACC
Molecule: messenger RNA, 1072 nt
Organism: Dothidotthia symphoricarpi CBS 119687
Lineage: Eukaryota; Fungi; Ascomycota; Dothideomycetes; Pleosporales; Dothidotthiaceae
Exons: 2
Coding region: 1-600 (199 amino acids)
Biological process (GO): intracellular mRNA localization; ribosomal large subunit biogenesis
Cellular component (GO): nucleolus; preribosome, large subunit precursor
Molecular function (GO): mRNA binding
Source: RefSeq, a predicted model, not a curated record